Molecule: messenger RNA, 870 nt
Organism: Ostertagia ostertagi
Lineage: Eukaryota; Metazoa; Nematoda; Chromadorea; Rhabditida; Trichostrongylidae
Source: the annotation of a GenBank genome assembly
AUGCCUGCUGUUCCUCGAGUGGAUCGUAUCAAAACAGUGUACAGUGCCGCGAAAGCGCUCAACUUUGCGUGGAGGUUCACUGAUUUCCUGAAAACUCCGGCUUACAACGGUGUUUCCAGAUAUGUGCCCCAACUACAUAGGAUAACUUUUCGCUUUUGUAAGCAAAGCGAAGCAAGCGUCGGUGUGCGGAAUUUCAUUGAGCGCAGAAUUUUAGAACUUGGAGCUCGUGUGCCAUCUGUAGUUGUGUAUACGCAACCUGUUCGCAAUACCGUUCCUGUUAUCCGUGCAGAAUACGGAAAUGGACGAAUUGUUCAGCUGAACGCCAAGAAUAUGAGUAUGGAAGAUGUGGAACGGGAUGUUAAUCUCCUAUAUUCUCGAAGCGGUCUCCCAGUUGUAAAAUUAGAAUCUCCCCAGAGUGCCGCUACACCUUCUGUACAGGGCGAGUGGACACCGAUGACAUGGUUGUCUCCACGAGUAAAUUCUGCAAAAUUACCGGACCCUCAAUUCUCGGAACACAAGACGAGUAAGGUAACGGCGACGGAGUUCCUUAUCGAACAACAGAAACGGGUUGCCAUAAUGCCGAUGUAUCACGUGCCUCGGACAACGAGGAUCAUUAGAUAUUGGAAGAAUCUGCCACGUAUGCUGUUGAAAAAGUACCCGGAACAGACGAUCAUGUAUUCGACGUUCGGUGUCGCCACUGUCAUCAUAGGCAUCUAUAAGUUCCGCAAGUAUCUGAAUUUGGACGAGAGACCAUACUAUCGUGGUUACUACGACGUUGUACGGUCUGAUGAUCCGCUAGCUAAGACAUGGAGGAAGCCUGAAGACUAUCCAGCACCGUAUCUCUCAGAUGGUAUUGAGUAUGCUUGCUGA